This is a messenger RNA of Ricinus communis (castor bean), 1618 nucleotides long. RefSeq names its product ADP,ATP carrier protein, mitochondrial. Gene Ontology annotation, biological process: mitochondrial ADP transmembrane transport; mitochondrial ATP transmembrane transport. Bases 213 to 1391 code for a protein of 392 amino acids. Gene Ontology annotation, cellular component: mitochondrial inner membrane. Gene Ontology annotation, molecular function: ATP:ADP antiporter activity. Lineage: Eukaryota; Viridiplantae; Streptophyta; Magnoliopsida; Malpighiales; Euphorbiaceae. The transcript is spliced from 4 exons. The record is from RefSeq and is a predicted model, not a curated record.
AGACAUUGUUUGUUAGAGGACUGCAUAGAAAUUUGAGAGAGAAAGCAAGAUGGCUAGCCUAGAUUUGAAAGUGCAGCCCUUUUUCUUUCUUUCUUUUUUUCCCUCUCAGGCUUUAUAUUAUUAUAUUCAUCCGUUCGCUGUUGAAUAGCACCGUUCCUCAUUUCUCUCUGACCACUCUCACAUAGAAAAAGGAAUUCCAUAAUUGAGAAGAAAUGGCUGAUAGGCACCAGUACCCAUCUCUCAUGCAGAAGGUGGCCAGCCAGAUCCAUCUUAGUUCUAGCCUAUCCCAUGAUGUUCGAUAUCGAUAUGGGGGCUCUCAAAGCCCUGCCCUACACCAGAGGCAGUUUACACAUGGGAAUUACUGCAAUGCAGCAUUCCAGUACCCUAUGACUAGGGCAUGUGAAGCCUCCCCUGAUCUACCAUUGAUUGCAUCAACUGCGUCACCAGUUUUUGUUCAAGCUCCAUCGGAGAAAGGGUUUGCUAGCUUUGCUACAGAUUUUCUUAUGGGUGGAGUUUCUGCAGCUGUGUCCAAAACUGCUGCAGCUCCAAUAGAGCGUGUGAAGCUCUUGAUCCAAAACCAAGAUGAAAUGAUCAAGGCUGGUCGUCUCUCUGAACCCUACAAGGGAAUAGGAGAUUGUUUCAGCCGAACAAUCGAAGAUGAGGGAAUGAUGUCAUUGUGGAGAGGGAACACAGCCAAUGUGAUCCGUUAUUUCCCCACUCAGGCCUUGAACUUUGCAUUCAAGGAUUACUUUAAGAGGCUUUUCAACUUUAGGAAGGACCGUGAUGGCUACUGGAAGUGGUUUGUUGGUAACCUGGCAUCAGGUGGUGCUGCGGGUGCCUCUUCCCUACUCUUUGUCUAUUCUUUGGAUUAUGCUAGAACCCGUCUUGCAAAUGAUGCUAAAGCUGCCAAGAAGGGAGGGGGGAGGCAAUUUAAUGGCUUGGUUGAUGUCUACAGGAAGACCCUGCAAUCAGAUGGCGUCGCUGGGCUUUACCGUGGAUUUAACAUUUCAUGCUUUGGCAUCAUUGUAUACCGUGGUCUGUAUUUCGGAAUGUAUGAUUCUUUGAAGCCAGUUGUCCUUACUGGAAAGUUGCAGGAUAGUUUCUUUGCUAGCUUCGCCCUUGGUUGGGUUAUCACCAACGGUGCUGGUCUUGCCUCAUACCCGAUUGACACCGUCCGCAGAAGAAUGAUGAUGACAUCAGGUGAAGCUGUCAAGUACAAAAACUCACUUGAAGCAUUCUCCGUGAUCCUUAAGAACGAGGGAGCCAAGUCCCUCUUCAAGGGUGCUGGUGCAAAUAUCCUCCGAGCAGUUGCUGGUGCUGGUGUGCUAGCCGGAUAUGACAAGCUUCAGGUGAUUCUGUUGGGAAAGAAGUAUGGUUCUGGUGGGGCAUAAUUGAGACUCGAUCUCCUCACAUUACACAGCCACAAAUGGUGAUGGAAAUUUUGCAGUCAUCAACAAUUUAAUUAGGCUGAUUCUUUACUCAUUUAAAAUAAACCUAGUCUAAGGAGUUGGAAUGUUAUUUGGCUUUUCAUGCAAUUUAUAUUCCUGCGAUAGCUCACUUGUCAUUAAUUUUUAUAAUACAUACAUAUAUUAAUCCACUUAUUACUUUUCUUAUUGAA